Messenger RNA from Beta vulgaris subsp. vulgaris (sugar beet), 1054 nucleotides. Its product is annotated as transcription factor PIF1. Lineage: Eukaryota; Viridiplantae; Streptophyta; Magnoliopsida; Caryophyllales; Amaranthaceae. Gene Ontology annotation, cellular component: nucleus. The transcript is spliced from 5 exons. The record is from RefSeq and is a predicted model, not a curated record. Bases 55 to 963 code for a protein of 302 amino acids. Gene Ontology annotation, molecular function: protein dimerization activity.
GUUUUUUUAAAAAAAAACAGGCCUUUGAAUUGUAGCUCUUGCCUCUUGGAAAAGAUGGGCGAUCAAGGGGGACACCAAUUCAAUAGUAGUUCUACUUCUACAAGUAGUUCUUCUGCAUGCUCAUCCUUUGAAAACAUUAGGGGUCAUCAAUCAUCAUCAUCAUCAUCAUCAUCAUUGCAUGAUAUAUUUCAAUAUCUGUCGGAAGUUCCCCUACUAACCCAUGCAUCAGUUACCCGGCCCGAAUAUUAUCAUUCGGAUGCUCCGACAAGUGAAGGCCUGCAUGGGCCCAGUCCUUUACUUGCUCAAGAAGGUUCUCAAACUCAUGAUCAGGGACCAGAAGUCAAGAAUGUAGAUGAAGCCAAAGCGCGCACAAAAGGAAAACAGCCGGUGGAGCCUGAACGAAUUCCCAUUCCUCAUCAACAACUGCAUGAAUCAUUAAGAAAACGUUCACAGAAGCGAAGUUGUGAGAAUAGGAGGAGGAAACGCAUCAAUGCGAAGAUGAGAGAGUUACAAAUGUUACUUCCCAACUACGAAAAGAGUGACCAUGUGUCCAUACUCGACCAUGCCAUCGAGUCCAUCAAAUCCUUGAAGUCUCAAGUUGAAGUGUUGUCAAGUUCAAGCAAAGAAAGCCAGAUGCAAGUUCCAUAUGCACAACAUAUGAUAAUGCCGCCCAAUAUGUUUUAUGGAUCAGGGCCUUGGCGUUGGUGGCCUCAAAUGAAUGCUUCUGAAUAUCCAUUAACGUUUCCACCAUUUGCAUUUGAUGGUGGUAGUAUUCCAACUCAACGACCCAUCCUUCAACCCCAAUCUCAUUUUCCAUUUACACCAAACUUAUCCCCCCCACAAUUACUCCCUCCUACUACUAGUACUAGUACUACUAAUACACCUGUGGUAUUGCCUUCUGUCACUUGUGUACCACAAGUCACCUUCCCCGGAGAGCCUCACACCCAACCACCCACUUCUUGAUGAGUAUACACAUAAUAACAUCACAAUGUGGUAUUAAUAGUCAGUCUACUGUUCUCAAUCAUAUGUGAUCAUAUGUGUGUUUUAGUUAUGU